CCAGCUAUACCACUCCUAACUUGUGCACUAAUCUUUUGAAAAAAUCAUCUAUUUUUUUGGCGAGAAAAGAGUAUAUUAGAUCGAGCCACUCACGAUUAUUCCAAUAGCUGCUUUUUGUUGUUUAUCUUACGACCGUCUGCUUCAAAAUUUCUCAAGAUCUCCUCCUCUGUCGUUCACUUUGGACCAUCGCAGAACUAAAUACCACCGAAAUGGGUCGUUUCACAGCGCUUCUCCUUGCUCAGCUGAUUGCCACCUCACUUGCGUGUUUCUCUAUCCCUACAAGUAACUCCGGUCGCCCUUUUGGCGUAGACCUAGGCCCCAACUCGGAGAUGUACCCAUUCUACGAAAAUGGCGGCGUUGGUAUCGGGUUUGAAUGGCGCUUUAGACGCAGCAUCGAAAAUGAGAACGCGCACGAUAUCGACAUCGGCAGGAAACUCUUCGAAGUACUCGACAUCAACGGUGACGACCAGCUUGAUGUUAAAGAAUGGUUCGAUGAAGGAGGUAAAGUCAGAUCAUUUUCUGACAUGCUCGGCGAUCACGACAAUAACUCUGAUGAGAUGAUCUCGCUUGAAGAGUUCCUCGCCAUUCCUGUCGAUCCCGCUGUCAUCGCGGCCAUUGACCAGAUGAUGAGGAGUGACCAAAACUAAAACCAGUGACGUAAUAAUGGUCGACGCCGACCCCUUCACUCGGUUGGAAACGCUCUAGUAUAUCCUUAUUACAGGGGCGGGAAUUUAUUUCUGUGCGUAGUCAGUUUGUGCGUUGUAGUGCGUAGUAGGGCAGGGGUGGGGCUUAAGGGGUGAGCCAUAUAUAGUAUAUACCAUGGCGAUGAAUAAGGAGAAUUACAGUAAGAUGUAAUUAAAAUGUACAUGUAGAUUGCCAAAUGAAUUGAAGGUACUAUGUCCCAUUUGCAGGCCUAAACAACAAAAAUGAAAAGUUAUAUUCCAAUGGCGUUUGAAAGAUAAUACUAUUUUAGGAAUUCCUUCAAAACAAAAGGGUUGAAAAUGUCUUUUUGUGGGAAAAUAACGACCAUUAGUUGACGAAUCGACUUCAGUAAUUUAAAUCACUUUAGGAAAUAGUUUGAUUUUUAUACCCUUGUACCGAAUGGUCCUAUGUUUUGUGUUGGGCAAAUAUUCAAUAAGUUUAAUUUUGGCCUUUACCAGAAGUGGGUUAUGUAGGUUACCUUAAGAGCUCAUUUGAUGGAUGGCAUUACCAAAGAAAAAAGGAAGUUAUUCAGUCAAUCAAUAGUGUCUGACAGUGACGUCUAGAAAGUAAAUUGCUUUCCUUGCCUAAUUUGAAUACUAAGACACUGCUAAUGUCUAAAUUUAACAAAUCGGACAUACGUGACAUAUUCAUAAUUCCUGCAAAGUUAUAAAGACUUUGAUGUUGGCUGCAGAAGGGACACAGUACCUUUAAGAGAACAAUAACUUCUUCUUGAUGUCGUACCUGUAUGACUUGUUUAGAAAUCUCCUUUUUAGUCACGAUGUUUUAUUUUAUUUCAGAGGGGGGCGGGUGUAUGCGGAUUAACUCUAAAUUGAAGUCAUGUAUUUUCACACUCUAUGCUUGCAUUGUUUGAUAUAUAAUAAUGCAAUAUGGCAUUUUACAUUUAAGACUUCUAUAAAAAUGCAUUUCAGAAAUAUUUCAUGUCGAUAUUAAGCCAAAUCAAUUUGAAUAUGGUUUGUACUGCAACUAAUGAAACUUUGCAAAAAGAUAUACACCUUAAAUAUGGUCCUGAUAACAAUUAAUAAACUUUGGAAUAUCAUUUA
This is a messenger RNA of Strongylocentrotus purpuratus (purple sea urchin), 1763 nucleotides long. RefSeq lists its product as uncharacterized. The transcript has 5 exons. The record is from RefSeq and is a predicted model, not a curated record. Bases 210 to 647 code for a protein of 145 amino acids. NCBI's taxonomy places the organism in Eukaryota, Metazoa, Echinodermata, Echinoidea, Camarodonta, Strongylocentrotidae.